Molecule: messenger RNA, 1572 nt
Organism: Aspergillus calidoustus
Lineage: Eukaryota; Fungi; Ascomycota; Eurotiomycetes; Eurotiales; Aspergillaceae
Source: the annotation of a GenBank genome assembly
AUGCCCUCUGAUAAGCCCAUAACAAUAGCAUGUGAUGCCUGUCGACGGCGCAAAGUCAAAUGCGAUGCCCUGCAACCCUGCAACCGCUGUGAGAGUGCUGGGAUCGCUUGCCGCACCACCAGCGUGCGCCGCAAGAAGGGCCGCCAAGGGGCCACCGCGACCGUUCUGCACGAAUUGCGCAAAGCCCCAGAACGCCCUGAGGCGCCAUCUUUUCCACUGACGGGGCCAUCCGAUCAAUUUAUCCGACAACCUCGACUGCUACGUGCAACGGUAGUACAGAGCUGUGCAGAGUAUUUCUUCGCGCGUAUGCUGGGAACAGUCCCGAUUCUCCUGCCGGUAACAUAUCAAAGCCAUGUCGAUCGCAUGGCUGAAAGUCUACCCUCGUACUGUCUCGUCUCUGCAUUUUGUGCCUUUGUCUUUACACAGACGGGGUAUGCCUCGUCGCUUAGUCCAGGAGAUUCCGCGGGUACCGGGACGCUCGGAAGACAAUUGCUGACAGAAGCUAUGGCUGCUCGUCGACACCUUGACCCGUUUGCAGCUCCAACUCGUGUCGGAAUCACAAUUGCCUUUCUACUGUACGGGUGUCAGAUUGGACUAGGGAACCAGCGACAAGCAUAUUACUUUUUGCGGGAAGCCACGACGCUUUACACGGCCGGCAUGCUCGACCAAGCGGACACCGGUAUCGAUGAGGAUGCAGGAAGCCUAUUUUGGCUUCUUUUGAUCUCGGAGAGAGCGCACGCGAUUCGACGGCACCGUCCCAUCACUCUACAGGUGACCCGGGAUAGCCCCGUCCUCCACCAUGCCGAGCCAGAUGCAUUCCGACUUGGCUUCCGCUGCUUAGCAGAGCUCUACCGGCCGUUUGACCAAACAUUUCUGAGCCGUUGGAACGGCACCGAUUCGCCCUCUUCGAGAGAACAGUUGAUCCACUUGGAAGAGCAUCUGCUACAAGCAGUCCCUGCAGAUCUCGAGCUACCCGAUGUGCUGCUAGCGGACCUUCGCGUGUCACAGCAGUGGCUCCGGACCAUGAUCUGGCAGCUUGCUACGUCUUCUGGGUUUCUGUCCAGUACUCCGUCCCAUCCUUGCCUGGGCUUUGCCUACCCGCUUCAAAUUGCGCGGGACCUGUCACUAGCGACAUGGAAGCUCUCCAAGGAAAGCUUGGAAACGCACGGCGUCGGUCUGGUCGAGAAAAUGUUCGAAAUCACAUGUACACUAACCGAUGUAAUGGCCUGCAUGUCACCGACGGGCCUGCGCUCUUCUAGUUUUGACCUUGGUCCCCAGGACUACCUCAAGCAUCUUUGUACCCUGAUCCAGGGCCUACCUGGCGGAGAAACCAAAUUCCUGCCGCUUCUCCUCGCGAAGAUUGGCCAGACCCUGCCUUCAAUGCUAGGCCCAGUGACUCGACACCUCGGCUUGCCGGUCCAAGAUGCGAUCUCGCCAAAGGAGGUGGAUAUUGGAUCACCGAUAGCUUUGGGCAAGGACUGGAACAAGGCCUUUAAUUGGGCUGAGAUGAGCCGUAUUGGUGAUAAGACGCCCGAGAUCGAGGGUGGCCUUGAGCUUGGGCUGGGGUUCUGA